AUGAGAUUGCCAUGCAGAGUCAGCACGCUGCACUCCUCAACUUCCAGGAGAGCAUCCUCAGCCCCCGCAGGGAUGUUCGUCCCUGACUGCGGCUCCACAGAUGUGCAAUCUCUGCAGCUACUCCAGGACUUUGUCUCCCGGGCGGCACGCCUGUUUGCCAUCAGUGGUGCUGGUCUCUCCACGGAGUCCGGCAUCCCAGAUUACCGCUCGGAAGGCGUCGGCCUAUACGCCCGCACCGACAGACGGCCCAUGCAGCAUGUCGAGUUUGUCCGCAGUGCCAAGUCCCGUCAGCGUUACUGGGCGAGGAACUUUCUGGGGUGGCCGCAGUUCUCCUCGCAUCAGCCCAAUGCGGCUCACAGGGCUCUACAGCAUUGGGAGGCGGAAGGGAAGCUCCACUGGCUGGUCACACAGAAUGUGGACGCUCUUCAUUCAAGGGCAGGGCAGAAGAAACUCACUGAGCUCCAUGGAUGUGCCCACAGGGUGGUGUGUUUAGGCUGUGGCAGUAUCUCAGCCAGAGAGGAGCUCCAAAUUCGUUUCGUUGAGCUGAACCCGGACUGGAGGGUUCAGGCCGGUACUGCGGCUCCAGACGGUGACGUUUUCCUGGAAGAUGACCUUGCUCUCCACUUCAGGGUUCCCUCCUGCGAGGUCUGUGGAGGAAUACUGAAGCCUGAGGUUACCUUCUUCGGAGACACCGUGAAUAAAGGGACGGUGCAGUUUGUGCACAAUAAAUUAGCCGAGUCAGAUGCCGUGCUAGUUGUCGGAACGUCGCUGCAGGUUUACUCAGGGUACAGAUUUUUACUAGCAGCCAGCGAUAGAAAAUUACCGGUCGCCAUUGUGAAUAUCGGGCCGACGAGAGCAGACCAUUUGGCCCAACUAAAAGUCAGAGGGCGCUGUGGUGAAGUGCUGUCAAUCAUUCAACCUCUCUGA
Nerophis lumbriciformis (worm pipefish) is the source of this 927-nucleotide messenger RNA. Lineage: Eukaryota; Metazoa; Chordata; Actinopteri; Syngnathiformes; Syngnathidae. The record is from RefSeq and is a predicted model, not a curated record.